Molecule: messenger RNA, 1059 nt
Organism: Pungitius pungitius (ninespine stickleback)
Lineage: Eukaryota; Metazoa; Chordata; Actinopteri; Perciformes; Gasterosteidae
Exons: 2
Coding region: 135-632 (165 amino acids)
Source: RefSeq, a predicted model, not a curated record
CGUUUUCCCCCUGUGUUCUGGGAAAGCAGCAGUUUAAGGGGGAAAAACAAGUGUGUGAAGCCAAGGAACGGGUCUGACCUCAGUUACUGGAACUAAGCAAGGUGCUGUUUUUACAGUGUGGGUGCCAAGACAACAUGAACACCACUGAACCAGAUUCCAACUCCACCUCUACACCAUACACAGAAAAUGUCCCUCUGUCCAGCCUUCCAACCACGUGGAUGUCUCCCACCAGCCCACUGCCUCCAUCCCACUCCCCCAGCGUCCUGGACCCAGAGUUCACCAUCAUGGUGGUGCUGGGCUUGUCCCUGCUGCUGGCGGGGUUAGCCGCCUUCCUGGCUGUGUGCCGGCCCUCGCAGCAGGACGGCGGCUCGGAGGCAAGCUGCGCCCCGGGAGGGAGCUUGACCCGGGGAGGAAGGCGGUCCAGCGAGCCCCAGCUCAAGGUGUGGAGGAGGCUGGGGUCAUACCGGCGUUCAUACAACAUCUCCUUCAGACGGCCGCCCCAUCGCAGGCCGUACGAGCGGGAGAGCGCACAAGUGUCCCAGCCUCCGGCCCGACAGACAACGCAGCCAGACGCCAGAAUGGAGCCCCCCCCCACUACGCCUUGUCUGUUUGACUAUGUCACGGAAAUCUGACCAGAGGACAGGCAGGAGGCCGACUGACUGCUUCCCAAAACAAGUAACACACCGGCAAGGACAUUAUUGAUAGCUGUAAAAGGCGAUCCAGAAGUCAUUUUUGGGACUAAUCUCACUGACUGAUUUCACCCUCUGCAGCAGGUAAUGUUUUUAGGUAUGGGUGUGGUUUUUUGCACUAUAUAUAGAGUUAAAAAGAGUAUUUAAUCCAACAACGAAUAAAUUCUCUCGACAAAAAUUGAAUGCAUCAUUAAAUUCACCUUCUGCACUGAAAUAAAUUCCCUCUGAUUUAAUUAAAUUCCAUUUUUUCCAAGCAGAAUGAAAUAAACAGAUGUAAUGCACACAAAUUGUACAAACUAAAUUCUUCCGGCAAGGCACUUGUUCAGAUAAUGACUUCUAUUUUCAUGCCAAUAAAUUGAUUCAUAGUGUG